Procambarus clarkii (red swamp crayfish) is the source of this 357-nucleotide messenger RNA. NCBI's taxonomy places the organism in Eukaryota, Metazoa, Arthropoda, Malacostraca, Decapoda, Cambaridae. The record is from RefSeq and is a predicted model, not a curated record.
AUGUUGUUUGUGGGGGCGGAAAGUGGGGAGGUUUUGGGUCGCGUGGUUGGCCGUCAGGCGCGGGAAGUGGCCGUCAGGCGCGGGAAGUGGCCGUCAGGCGCGGGAAGUGGCCGUCAGGCGCGGGAAGUGGCCGUCAGGCGCGGGAAGUGGCCGUCAGGCGCGGGAAGUGGCCGUCAGGCGCGGGAAGUGGCCGUCAGGCGCGGGAAGUGGCCGUCAGGCGCGGGAAGUGGCCGUCAGGCGCGGGAAGUGGCCGUCAGGCGAGGGAAGUGGCUGUCAGGCGCGGGAAGUGGCCGUCAGGCGCGGGAAGUGGCCGUCAGGCGGGAAUUAGCCAUCAUAAAUAGGCAGCGUGGGGUUUAG